This is a messenger RNA of Neopelma chrysocephalum (saffron-crested tyrant-manakin), 686 nucleotides long. RefSeq names its product RAB interacting factor (gene RABIF). The transcript is spliced from 2 exons. Gene Ontology annotation, cellular component: cytosol; membrane. NCBI's taxonomy places the organism in Eukaryota, Metazoa, Chordata, Aves, Passeriformes, Pipridae. The record is from RefSeq and is a predicted model, not a curated record. Gene Ontology annotation, molecular function: zinc ion binding; guanyl-nucleotide exchange factor activity. Gene Ontology annotation, biological process: post-Golgi vesicle-mediated transport; small GTPase-mediated signal transduction. Bases 1 to 435 code for a protein of 144 amino acids.
AUGGCGGCGCCCUGCGCGGAGAUGGAGCCGGCGGCGCCUCCUCCCUCCCCUCCUCCCGCUCCCGCUCCCGCCGCCGCGCCGGGCUCGGCCGGGCUCGUGUGCGCGCAGGGCCGCAACCUGCGGGCGGUUCUGUGCCAGCGCUGCGGCUCCCGGGUGCUGCUGCCCGGCGCCGCCACCUUCGCCCGCCGUGAGCUCCUCCUGCCCGCCAUGAGGAAGAAGGCGGCGGCGGCGGCGGCGGGAGGCGGCGGGGACGUGCUGCGGGAGCACUGGCUGGUGCGCGACAUGUUCUCCUUCGAGAACGUGGGGUUCACCCGCGACGUGGGCAACGUGAAGUUCCUGGUGUGCGCCGACUGCGAGGCGGGGCCCAUCGGCUGGCACUGCCUGGACGACAAGGACAGCUUCUACGUGGCUCUGGAACGCGUGGCCCACGAGUGACCGCGGCCCCGGGCACCGGGCUGGCAGCUGGGCUCGGCCGCCAGGAGCCCCGACAGCCCUGAGAGCCACAGCCUGGGCUGGGGCCCAGGGCACUGCCCGUGGCCGGGCACCCCAGUGUCUGACUGACCACAGCCCUGCUGGACACCCCAGUGUCUGACUGACCACAGCCCUGCUGGACACCCCAGUGUCUGACUGACCACAGCCCUGCUGGACACCCCAGUGUCUGACUGACCACAGCCCUGCUGGGCACC